AAGCUUUCACUCGAGGGACGGCAAGCCGUGUAGGACAAAAUUCAUCUAAAAUAAAACGCGAAAGCUCUCCAGUGCUUAAUGUACUGAGAGGCAGGAAGGAUGGACUCAGCCGUACUCUUUUAAACCAGACCUGUACCUGGAGUUUUACAAGAAAGAACAAGAAAAUACAUUGCGUACAGGUCCGUCGUACUGCAGAAAAGGAUAAGAAGGACUUUAAUGAUAUUAUCUUUUUGUUUUCUAUGAUAUAAGUGUGUUGUUAGUGUGAAGCCGGAUUAUGGAGGCAUGGAAAAGUCACGUGCGAGCUGCACUGAUCCACAGAGACUGCUUACAGAAAGAUCCCUUCUCUGGACUCUUCACUAAAAUGUCUAGAUUAGAAGAAAUGUUAAAUCUCCAAAUGGGUGUAUGGGAGGAUUUGGAGAUAGACAGAAUACAGAGUCCAAAUACAAAUGGAGUAUUGCACUGCCCAGUUGAGGAGAAAAACCCCCUGAAACUCUAUCUGCAGCUCAAAGAGGAAGAACAAGUCAGGCAAAAGCUUGCCCAGAAAGUCUCAGACCUAACCAGCGACCUUUACCUGAAGGAAGCAGAGCUGCAGUACUGUCAUUCACAAGUAAGCCGCUACCGCACUGAAGCUGUUCUUUUGGCCAGAGGAGCGUGCUGUCUCAAAAAUGAUCUGUCCGAGUACGAGUAUAAAUUGGAGUGUCAGUCAAAGCAGUUGGCCACAUUGCAAUCAGAGCAGAGGUCACUGAGGGAGGAGCUGGCACUUGUACGUCAGGAGAAAGAGGAGCUGCUGGAACGCUGGUUGGAGGAGAAAAGAGAGGAGGCAGAACGAAUUAAUAAGCAUAAUGCUGCACUGGAAAAGUGGAACAGUUACGCUGGUCGACUGAACAGGCGUCUGUAUUCGGGGCCUCGUCGGCAAACACGGCCAACUACUAACAGCCGAGUUAUCCAAAGAGAUUCAGCUGAUCAACCGUCCACCAAGCAGGACUAAAUACUUCACUGAUUUACUUUUAA
Molecule: messenger RNA, 1011 nt
Organism: Ictalurus furcatus (blue catfish)
Lineage: Eukaryota; Metazoa; Chordata; Actinopteri; Siluriformes; Ictaluridae
Exons: 6
Coding region: 275-988 (237 amino acids)
Biological process (GO): autophagosome assembly; negative stranded viral RNA replication
Cellular component (GO): autophagosome membrane
Source: RefSeq, a predicted model, not a curated record